Molecule: messenger RNA, 1742 nt
Organism: Planococcus citri (citrus mealybug)
Lineage: Eukaryota; Metazoa; Arthropoda; Insecta; Hemiptera; Pseudococcidae
Product: speckle-type POZ protein-like
Exons: 2
Coding region: 112-1278 (388 amino acids)
Molecular function (GO): protein binding
Source: RefSeq, a predicted model, not a curated record
UCCAAGAUUAAAUUUAAAAGUACUGAAUCUAUUUAUGUAGGUACAAUCACACUAAAAUAAGUUAGUUUAAUUUUAUCUAAGUACUCUUUUGAAGAGAUUUGGUCUAGAUCAAUGUUUUAUUUUGAGUUGAAAAUGAAUCAUUUGAGGAUAAAUGGGGUCAUGUUAUUACUCUCGUUCAUUUGUAUUCUGAUUCAACAUCGAUCAACAAAAGCGGAUACAAACACGAUUCAAUGGAACACUGAUGCUAAAGCUCCUCAUGAAAUAAGAUAUAAUUGGACCAAACCUGAUUUUAUAGAAGUACGAUAUAAUCGCAUACAAAUAUGCACGGAUAUUCCUACUAAGAAAACACAAAAAAGUAAAUGGAGGGUAUGUUUACAUCCACACGGUAUAGAAAAUUUCACCCAUUCUUACAUUGGUUUGCGUUUCCAAUUGGUCAAUUGUGGUGACGAGUUUAAAAAAACUAUUGUGAAAUUCAAAGCUUCAGUUAUCGAUAAUGAACACCGAGAGACGGAAUCAAAAGAAGAAGUAAAAGAAUUCAACGCUGACAUAAACGAAAUCUGUUGGGAAGAAUUUUGCGAAGGCGACGACAGAAAGUAUAUUCAGUAUAAGUUACUGAAAAAUGGCGCGUUAACUAUUUUCAUUCGAAUAUCGUAUUACAUCGAAUGCAGUAAACAUACCACUUCUCUUGGGCCUAACAUUGUCAAAUGUGAUCUGUUCAAUGACUUGGAUUCAUUACUUAAAGAUCCCAUACAUGCGGACGUCGAAUUACAACUACGAUCAAACGGGAAAGAAUAUUACGCUCAUAGAGCUAUUUUGGCAGCUCGUAGUGGCCAUUUUGCACGCGAGUUUAAAUACUUUGACUUUGACAAAGUACAUAAACGAAUCUAUGUAGAUAUUGCAAACACGGAUGAAGAAAUAAUGAAUGAAAUUCUACGGUACAUUUACACGGGAAAAUGCGAAAUUUAUUCGGAUGAAAUGGCAGAAAGGUUAUUCGUGGCAGCUGAUGAAUACGAAUUGAAAGGUUUGAAGACACUUUGCUCGCAGUUUAUGUGCGAUGAGUUGUCGGUUGAAAAUGCAGCAAAAAUGCUGGUUUUGGCGGAUAAAUAUCCUGUGGAUGAAUUCAAAUCCAACGUGGUUAGUUUUAUUGUUGAGAACUCUUUCCAAGUAUUGAAUACUACUGACUGGAAAAAUUUGGUUGAAUCGAAUCAUCAGCUGCUCAGAGAAAUGUGUGCGAUUUUCGCCCAUCGACUUAGUAGCAGAAACGAUAGAACGACCUAAUGCUCCAUGAAUAAAUUUUGCAGCUAACAUCACUUUUUUUUCUUAUUAAGUUACUUAGGUAAUCGUUUCUUUAGAUAUGUGGUUUUAUUUUUCAGUUUUAGCGAGUUAACUGUACCUAAGUAAUUUAAGUAGGUACUGGUUUGUACAAACAUUGUGAUAUUAAGGAAACACUUUAAUCAAUCUGAUAAGAUAGGUACCUGGAUUAGGUACAUAUUUGAUAAAGUCAAUUUUCAAAUCUAAAAUAAUUGAAUGCGAUAAUUUGGUUCGAGAGUAAGUUGAAUGUGGCUUCCGUAAAGUGUUUUAGACGACAUUGUCUUUUUCUUUUGCGUUGAAAUUUGAAAAUGAAUAAUCUUGCGAACAUGAAUAGAUUCAUAUUAUUUUUUAUUUAUGUUCUUUAUCAGGUUGGGACUUUAUCAUAGUAGUUAAGAUAUCUUAGAUUUGUAUUCAAAUAUAUUUUCAUAUUU